This is a messenger RNA of Candidula unifasciata, 450 nucleotides long. NCBI's taxonomy places the organism in Eukaryota, Metazoa, Mollusca, Gastropoda, Stylommatophora, Geomitridae. The record is from the annotation of a GenBank genome assembly.
UCUGACGCUGGUAACCUCCAGUCUGACGCUGGUAACGUCCAGUCUGACGCUGGUAACUUCCAGCCUGACGCUGGUAACCUCCAGUCUGACGCUGGUAACCUCCAGUCUGACGCUGGUAACCUCCAGUCUGACGCUGGUAACCUCCAGCCUGUCGCUGGUAACCUCCAGCCUGACGCUGGUAACUUCCAGCCUGACGCUGGUAACCUCCAGUCUGACGCUGGUAACCUCCAGUCUGACGCUGGUAACCUCCAGUCUGACGCUGGUAACCUCCAGCCUGACGCUGGUAACUUCCAGCCUGACGCUGGUAACCUCCAGUCUGACGCUGGGAACCUCCAGUCUGACGCUGGUAACCUCCAGUCUGACGCUGGUAACCUCCAGUCUGACGCUGGUAACCUCCAGUCUGACGCUGGUAACCUCCAGUCUGACGCUGGUAACCUAAAGUCGGUGUAA